AUGACUCCCCCCGCCCCCCGCCCCGCUCCUCACCCGCAGUCGCUCGCUGUCGGACUACUCCCCGAGGCCUCACGGGAAAGGGGCGGGGCCCCAGGGAAGCCGUCGGAGCGCGCGCCGCCGCCGCCGCCGCCGCCGCCGCCGCUCUUAAAGGGGACGAGACACUCCCAGCUCGCUGGGCCCCAAGCCUUUGGCCUUCUGUCCCCCAGGGCACCAGCUCUCCGCUCAGGCUCCGCUGCCAGCAAACAUCCAGGCAACUCCCAGCUGUCCCAGUGUGGAUUCACUCCCAUUAACCAGCUCAUUAAGUUCUGUGAGGAUGCUUCCUCUCCCCUCCCCCCCACCGCCCCGCGCCUACCCACCUCAGCCCCGCCUUCGAUGCUCAUACAGGUCUCUUUUAAGAAACAGCACCCCGCCCGCGCCCCUCCGGUCCACACGCCCCUCUUCUACCGCACGAUUUCUCUCCUCCUGUUCAGACCGAGCUUCUCAAAAGAGUCGUCUACACCGCCGCCUGUUUUGCUCCGCCCUUCGCAAAGCGGCAGCGCGGCGCAGGCCCGGCCCCUCGGUACUCGGGGACUUUUCUCCGUGUCGCUUCCCCUUCUUCCCGGCAUCCCCGUUUCCGCUUUCUCAUGGCUCUUUGGUUCUCCCACCUCUCAGGCGCUUCGCGCCCAGGGGUUCACUGACGUCAUCUCUCUGCGCUGCGCGGACACCCGCCGGUGGAGGAAGGAACAGCUUCGCCGCCCUUCGCUUCUUUUGUUGGGCUGCUACUCCUCCGGAGUCAUGGCGCCGUCGCUGUGGAAGGGGCUGGUGGGCAUCGGCCUCUUUGCCCUAGCCCACGCGGCCUUUUCCGCUGCGCAGCAUCGUUCUUAUAUGCGAUUAACAGAAAAAGAAGAUGAAUCACUGCCAAUAGAUAUAGUUCUUCAGACACUUCUGGCCUUUGCAGUUACCUGUUAUGGUAUAGUUCAUAUUGCAGGGGAGUUUAAAGACAUGGAUGCCACUUCAGAACUAAAAAAUAAGACAUUUGACACAUUAAGGAAUCACCCAUCAUUUUAUGUAUUUAAUCAUCGCGGUCGAGUACUGUUCCGGCCUUCGGAUACAACAAAUUCUUCAAACCAAGAUGCAUUGUCCUCUAACACAUCAUUGAAGUUACGAAAACUUGAAUCACUGCGUCGUUAAGAUUUUUAAAAAUUAUAAUAACAGAUUAGGACAGGACACAGAGCUGGAAUAUUGGAGUUUGGGGUACAAAACACUCCCCCCCAUCAGUAUUUAUAUUGACCUUUCAGACCUAAUUAAAAAAGUCUAUGACCCUUGUUUAUACACUGUUAAUCAAAUCAUUAAUGCAAUAUAAGUUAUCUGUGAAAUGAGUCUUUGAUCUUUCAUAGAGAGAAUUCUUUUUUCAUCUAAAACAAAUUCACAUGUUUUGUAAAAGUCACUGUUUUGAACACAUUUCUUUGAAAAAUGAUGGUUUUGUAAUUAUUUAUUUUCUUAGAUUUCUUUUCUAUUGCACUACAGUUUUUAGGAUCCUUUUGGAGAUAGUGUGACUACUGCAUUUUGCAGCAUGAAUGAUAGUAAAAUGGUCUUAAGUUCUUCUUAAGAACUUAUGGACUUAUGAAGUCCAUAAGUUCAACAAAUGGACUUCUCUAAAGAGACCAAAAUGGUGACUUAUCAGUUUUUCUUAUGCCCCCUAAAAAGUGGUUCUGCUUCAGCAGAUACUUGCCAGUUUUUAAUUUAUCCAUUACUUCUCACCCUACCCCACUCCCAUAUACCUCCUAACAUCAGUCUUGUUUCAUCACUUCUCUGGGGUUCUGUGUGCAGUGAGCAGUUUUUGUGUCAGAAAUCCUUUGUCAUAACAAAUAUACUUAACAAACUCAGCUUGCUGUAAAGCUACUUGUGUUUUCUUCCUUUAUUGGUAAAAAAUGUCCCGAAUUGAUUAUGUAGUGUAAGAAUAGUUGAAGAUAGACCAAAAAGACCAUCAAUGAAU
This is a messenger RNA of Kogia breviceps (pygmy sperm whale), 1975 nucleotides long. RefSeq names its product membrane magnesium transporter 1 (gene MMGT1). NCBI's taxonomy places the organism in Eukaryota, Metazoa, Chordata, Mammalia, Artiodactyla, Physeteridae. Gene Ontology annotation, cellular component: Golgi apparatus; EMC complex; plasma membrane. The record is from RefSeq and is a predicted model, not a curated record.